CUCUCCUGGGCUUCUACUAAAUUCUUAGCUUAGAGCCCGAGAUUUCAGGAAGUAGAGUGUGCUGUUUACCCUCUCAAUCUCUCCUGUGCAAUCCUCCCUCCUGAUGUCCUAGGGAUAGAUAGUGGAGGGUUUGGGGGCAUCUUGAAAUCCUGUGGGGGGCCCUGUCACUUUGGGUCCUUGUGUGAGUCCUGCCUGGUGUCUACUGCAGCGUGUUGCAUCCCACGGACCUUUAGAGGAAUCCGGAGUGCGGGGCUGUGACUGCUGUCUGCCCUUUGAGAGGCCACUUGCCGGUCGCUACGGAAGGGUUCUUCAUAGUCUCUCCAGUUCCAGGAACACUUCGGUCUAGGAAGCAGAAGAUGCCAUACUCCAACCUGCAUCCAUCCAUCCCACGGCCCAGAAGUUACCGCUUCAAACUGGCAGCCUUCGUCUUGCUGGUGGGCAGCCUGAUGAGCCUUUGGAUGACAGGGGAACCACCAAGUCACACUCUGCAUUACCUAGCACUUCACGUAGCCUCGCAGCAACUUGGAUUACUGUUGAAAAAGCUCUGCUGUCUGGCUGAAGAGUUGUGCCAUGUCCAGUCCAGGUACCAGGGCAGCUACUGGAAGGCUGUGCGCGCCUGCGUGGGGAGUCCCAUCUGCUUUAUGGCCCUGAUCCUACUGUCAUUUUAUUUCUACUGCUCCCUCGAAAAUACUUCUGACCUGCGCCUUGCUUGGCAUCUUGGCAUCCUGGUCCUUUCAAAGUCCCUAAGCAUGACCCUGGACCUUCAGAGCUUGGCCCCAGCAGAAGUCUCUGCGGUCUGUGAAGAAAAGAACUUCAAUGUUGCCCAUGGACUGGCCUGGUCGUACUACAUUGGGUACCUGAAGCUGAUCUUGCCAGGACUGCAGGCCCGGAUCCGGAUGUUCAAUCAGCUACACAACAACAUGCUCUCGGGUGCGGGGAGCCGGCGGCUGUAUAUCCUCUUCCCAUUGGACUGUGGGGUGCCUGAUGAUCUGAGUGUGGCUGACCCCAAUAUUCGAUUCCGAGAUAUGCUGCCCCAGCAAAACACAGACCGUGCUGGCGUCAAGAAUCGGGCUUAUUCCAACAGUGUCUAUGAACUUCUGGAGAAUGGGCAGCCGGCAGGUGCCUGUAUCCUGGAGUACGCCACCCCCUUGCAGACCUUGUUUGCCAUGUCACAGGAUGGCAAAGCUGGCUUCAGUCGGGAGGACCGGCUUGAGCAGGCCAAACUCUUCUGUCGGACACUUGAGGAAAUUCUGGCUGAUGUCCCUGAGUCUCGAAACCACUGCCGCCUCAUUGUCUACCAAGAAUCCGAAGAGGGAAACAGUUUCUCGCUGUCUCAGGAGGUGCUCCGGCACAUUCGGCAAGAAGAAAAGGAGGAAGUUACCAUGAGUGGCCCCCCGACCUCAGUGGCACCUCGUCCCUCCCUACUGUCCCAAGAGCCGAGACUUCUCAUCAGUGGCAUGGAGCAGCCUCUCCCACUCCGCACGGACCUCAUCUGAGGCAUGAGACAGCCUUGCCUGGGUCCCAGUGACCCUUCAGCCUCUUGACUGGGCUCCCCUUUAAUGGCUGGGGGCCUCAUAGAGACUUCACAUCUCCAGAUGAGUCCCACAUUCCCGGGCAAGCCACUUCACCUCUCUGAGCCUCAGCCUGCCCCACUCCAAAGGCCAUCAUAAGGUAUUCCCUGCCCACUCAGGGUUUUUGUGAAGACAAUACAUGUAGAAGUUUGGUGUCAAUGCCUGGUAAACUUGAGAGAUAGGCCAAGUAUUUCCCAUGAUGAUCAGCAUUCUCCACUCUCUGUUGACUUGUGUGGGUUGUUCCAGCAGACCUCUGACCCAGCUUCUGGUCAUGUGUGUUCAACGGGAGCCUCAGUAGAUGGAGAGAGGGAGAAGGAACAUGUGUUCUGUAGGCAGUCACAGUGGGCCGCCCUGCCAGGCUGUCUUCUCAGUAAACAUAUUUAUUCUCAGGUUUCUAGAAUGGUCUCUUCUCCUUGCCCCAGCACUGGUAUUUGUGUGACACUGGAGUACUUACUGUCUGUGGUCUCUU
Molecule: messenger RNA, 2040 nt
Organism: Rattus norvegicus (Norway rat)
Lineage: Eukaryota; Metazoa; Chordata; Mammalia; Rodentia; Muridae
Gene: Sting1
Product: stimulator of interferon response cGAMP interactor 1
Exons: 8
Coding region: 357-1496 (379 amino acids)
Biological process (GO): positive regulation of type I interferon-mediated signaling pathway; positive regulation of canonical NF-kappaB signal transduction; cellular response to exogenous dsRNA
Cellular component (GO): lysosomal membrane; cytoplasm; perinuclear region of cytoplasm
Molecular function (GO): protein serine/threonine kinase binding; identical protein binding; transcription coactivator activity
Source: RefSeq, marked provisional